ACCUUUCCCCCCAUCUCCUGACAUGAGUCAGCCUUACUCCAACAUACUUAAGAGGCGGAAGCUGCAACGUUGGAUUUUACGCCGGCUGGCUUGAAGGUUAAAUAUAGUGCAGAGCAGUGAGGGCGGCUGAGCUGGAGCUCCCCAGGUCAUACAAAUCCAGGAACAAUGGCAAGUGGUAAACAUGAUGAGCAGGCCCAUCCUAACAAGGGAUAUGAUCGCCCUAGCAAUGGAUAUAAUCGUGUACAGGAAGAAGAAAGAGAUCAUAUAAAUGUAGAAAUGCUGAAUAUAGAUGAGCAAGAUCCACAAUGCGCGUCUCCCAGUGGAAAUGCAGGAGGACAAGAGGAAGAACCAGAACAGGCAUGUUCGUCAGCUUGCUCUAAAUACAGAAAUGCAAUAAUAGUCACUUCUUACAUCAUCCUUGGGACCAUCAUUGUUAUCCUUGCGAUCAUCAUUGUUAUCCUUGCUACCCGUCUCGCGUCAAGCACCAUGGAAAAUCAGAAGAUCCAGGCAGUCCAAACCGGUCAUGUCGGAGUAUAUAUAUGUCCAUAUGACUGGAUUGGAUAUCAAGGACACUGCUACAAAUUGAUAAAAGAGGAUAAAACCUGGUUGGAGAGCCAGAACUCCUGUAUUUUGCAUAAUGCUUCUCUGGCCAAAAUAACAGAGGAGAAAAUGGUUAUUAUGAAGAUGUUGACAAGAGACCAUGUCUUUUGGAUCGGCCUCAGGAGAGACACAGGUCAGACCUGGAAGUGGCCAGAUGGAGAAAAUGCAACGAUGAAAAUCAUGGGGAAUGGAGGAGAUUGUGCUCUUUUGGAUAAGGAUGUCGCCGCCAUGUCAAUGAGAUGCAGCAGUAAGCACUACUACCUGUGCCAAAAAAACCAUUACUCCUAAGAGACCCUGAAAGAGAACUGGAAGUAUAGCUAGUUCUUGACUUACGACAGCUCAUUUAGUGACUAUUCAAAGUUACAACCACACUGAAGAAAGUGACUUACCAUUUUUCAGACUUACAAUUAUCACAAGAUUAAAAUUCAGAUGCUGGGCAAGAUCCUGUGAUCACCUUCUGUGGCCUUCUGACAGAAGCCACAGAUGCACAUCAACUGUGUUGCUGACUUAACAACUGCAGUGAUUCCCUUAACAAGUGUGGCAAGAAAGUUCGUAAAAUGGGACCAAACUCACUUAACAAUUGACUCGCUUGGCUGCAGAAAUGUUGGACUCAAUUGUAGUUGUCAGUUGAUUGCCUCAGAGUUUUCUUUUGUUGUGGGGUGUUACUUGGAAUCCUGACACCUGUACUAUCUAAGGGACUGCCGCUGUGUGGAUUGGCCAAAGGCAAUCCAAACAGGCCACACCUCUUAGAGGAGGGUGUGGCCAGCGUCGCGACGAGAUGGUCGCAAACUCCAGGAGCUCCGAGUGGAGCGCCAAAAUCCUCAUCGAUAUGGGGGUCCAUAAUGGACCAUACCUGUCCUGAAGGGACAGCGAAGAAAGAAGGAACCGCCGGAGCGAACAGGGAAGUUGCAAAUUCCCUGCAGCACCGGCCUUUAGCCUUCGACCCAGUGAUGAGGACCGCAGCCAUUUCAAGCUGCAGAAGUAGGGAUGGCCACAUAAGAUUGUGCUGGAGAGUUGACGCAGUGAAUUAUACAAGAUAUUGAAGCCGGGUGAGUGAACACCAACUCACGAUGAGGCACCUUAAAAUCGAUAUCUGCAACAAAUUUUAAAAAAACCUUGGAAUAGCGGCUAAAUUGACAAGGAUUGUUAUUAUAAUAGAAUAAAAGAAACAGAAGCAACACCCGAAGAGCUGACAAGAAUUUGACAUUUGAAAUUGAAGUCCAGAUCCCUCAAACAAAAAGGGAAAAAUAGAAUCUUUAAUUAAAGCUGGAAUUUGGACAAUUUGGAAGUUUUUAAUAACUGAUUAAAGAUCAUUAAAAAGGGAAAAAAGGAAAAAAAACCCAAGGACUUUGAAGGAAUAUCGACUUUGAAGGAAUUCGACUUUGAAGGAAUAUCUCUGACUUCCCUUUUCCUUUAUGGUUUGGAAUUAAGUAAACUUUGAAAUUAAAACUGUGGAUUUUAAAUGGGACUAGUUGGACUAAUCAGGAAAAAGUAAAAAUUUGUAACAAAACAAGGCGUGGUUUUUAACUAAAGGAAACAAAAUGGACACUUUGUUAAUUGUGGAUUGGAUUUGUGGACUGCAAAGUGACACCUAAAAGCGGAAGAGGAAAUUACAAGCACUUUGGUCAUUGUUGAAAACCUUCUAUGGUUGUGAUAAGACCGGUGAGAAUUUUAAGGGAGGUCUCUAUCAACAAGCAGUUUACAAGAACAAGAGGUACAGCUUCAAAGAACAACGAAGAGAACAAUUGAAAAAAAAAGAAAUACACAAAUGGUUUUUCAAGCAAGAAAUAUAAGAAAUAAUUGGAAAAUAAGUUUUAGAAAAAGCAAGAGCAGUUUUUAGAAUUGACAGUGAAUAAAGAAUUUAUGAGGUUAAAAAAUAAAUCUUAAAGGAUUAUUUAGUGGUAAUAGAGAGAAAUAAAGAAGGGGGGAAGAGGGAAAAAGGAGAAUAAAUAGAAAAAUAGGAUAAACUAAGAAAGCAUGGAAUUUUAAGGGAAAAUAAAAAUGGAAUUGAAAUAGAUUAAGAUUAAAACUUCUAAGAGAUGAGAACAUAUAAGUAUAAGCAUGAAAUUUUUUGAAAUAAGAGAAAUGUUUGUUCCUUUUCAUGUAUUGUUUUUUUUUGAAAUUAAGAAUAAUAACUUUAAAAUUUUCAGUGAUGAAGAAACAAUUGAAAAUGAUGUGAUGGAGAUGGGCAGAAUUGUUAGAAACUUAAGAUACAUUGAUUAUAAAGCAAGGAACUUUAAAGAAAGUAAAAAGGGAAUCAAUAUAGAUUAAGACUGAAAUAUCAAAGAGAUGAGAGUUAAUGUUUAAGAGAUCUUUUGAAACAAUGAAUGUUAGCCUGUAUCAUCUUUUCUUUUUUGUUGUUUUUCUUUUUCUUUUUCUAUGAUUAAGAAUAAUGAUUUUAAAAAUGUCUAUUAAAAUGUAACGAGACUAUGGAUGUUGAUGCUAUAAAGAUUGAAAAGAAAGAAAUUAGUAAAUGGGAAUAUAGAGUUCUAAUACAGAUGGAAGAGACAAGAAAGGGGGUUAAAAAGUGGGGGGGAUAGACUUGAUUAAAGAGUUAAAUUCAGGACAGUGGGUUAGACUAGAAUUUCAUUGUUAUAUUAGAGA
Ahaetulla prasina is the source of this 3204-nucleotide messenger RNA. RefSeq names its product early activation antigen CD69-like. Lineage: Eukaryota; Metazoa; Chordata; Lepidosauria; Squamata; Colubridae. Bases 166 to 888 code for a protein of 240 amino acids. The transcript has 7 exons. The record is from RefSeq and is a predicted model, not a curated record.